AUGUCUCUACUUAGGCUGAACAUCUUGACCCCCAAAGUUUGUGAAGCCAAUGCUACCAAAGGUGUCGCAGGCAUCGGGCAGGUCCCAACAAUAGUCCAAGAUACUUCUUCCGCGAUUAACAACCUAUCAUCUGUUUGUGAUGCAAUCAACAUGUUCUCUGCAUUGCCUCAACCCUUGAAGGCAUUCAACUCCAUCACCGAUAAAAUUGCCAAUUUCCAUCCCUACGCGAAGGUAGUACCGAGUAUCUUCACUCGCGCAUCCAAGAUGAUUCUCGAUAAGGCAAACUGGGACCUCAUUGUCUCUAGUUUUCACUCUGAAGUCCAUACUUUCAUCACGGAAGAGGCGGAAUUGGCCAAGAUUCAAUCCAUGCUAGCGAUAUAUGCGAAGAUAGCACAGCAGAGGCUGGAGUGUACUGAUUUCAUGAGUCAUCACUCUGAGACGAAGAACACCUGUGAGGAUAGAUUUGGCAAGCACAUUUUCGACGAAAUGCAUGGAACGAUUAAGAGCUGCAGCACGGCUCGUGACACCAUUGCGAUCGUCCAUGAUAUAGAUUUCUUGAGGAGUGAUGAUUUGGAGCAUAAAUCAACAUCCAUGAACUUGAAGUGGAAGACCACAUGA
Molecule: messenger RNA, 618 nt
Organism: Suillus discolor
Lineage: Eukaryota; Fungi; Basidiomycota; Agaricomycetes; Boletales; Suillaceae
Exons: 5
Coding region: 1-618 (205 amino acids)
Source: RefSeq, a predicted model, not a curated record